UCUUUCAGGCGCUUAUGAUGCGCUGAAAGGUUGUCCGCUGCUCGGCGCUUCUCCUCAACCGUUUAAUGUCUAAUUUCGGCUUCGGGCGCUUACUUGGCAACUUUGUGCGGACAGGAAAAGCCUCGGCUACGGUUGAGCGUGUGAACGGUGACCGCGGCGGAGUCUGGAUGUUCGCAGACGAGCACUGAUGUAGCGGUGUUGUGACGGUCGUCACGUUCCUCUCUACCUCCGGUGCCCCAGUGCCUCACUGCAUGACCUCAGACAACACAUGUACCUACGAGGGUGAAAAUCCUCCCCUUCCUCUCAACUCCUGACUAUCACACUCGGUUUCCACGGACCCCGGAACCUUCUCGUCUCGUCUUUCAGCUCAUCUCCAGAAGAAGGAGCUGCGGAGAGUGUUCUUGUUCUGCACACAGGAGUUAAACACCUCCACUUGAGCCGGUGGAGGUGUUGAGGAGCUGCUGCCUCGGGUUUACCCUCUCGUAUCUGCCAGAGGUUUACCCUCUCGUAUCUGUAAAGGUAUAGAUAGGUAUUUUAUUUAAUUUUUUCUCCUGGUUGGUUUGUGUCCGGUUCUGCCGGCCGUGUGACUGUUCAAAACUGGGGCGCGAUUCAUGGGAUGCAACCAUGUCGGAUCUCAGUGAGCGCAGGCCGGUCAACACGGACUACGCUGUCUCCCUGCUGGAGCAGCUCAAGUUCUUUUACGAACAGAAGUUACUGACUGAUGUUGUGCUGCUGGUGGAGGAAACAGAGUUCCCAUGUCACAAGAUGGUCCUGGCCACAUGUAGCUCCUAUUUCAGAGCGAUGUUCAUGAGCGGCCUCAGCGAGAGCAAACAGACCCACGUCCACCUGAGGAACGUGGACGCGGCCACGCUGCAGAUCAUCAUCACCUACGCCUACACGGGCAACCUGGCCAUCAGUGACAGAACGGUGGAGCCGCUGUACGAGACGGCCUGCUUCCUACAGGUGGAGGACGUCUUGCUGCAAUGCAGAGACUAUCUGGUGAAGAAGAUAAAUGCAGAGAACUGCGUCCGCAUGCUGAGCAUCGGCGACCUGUUCAGCUGCAGCGAGUUGAAGCAGAGCGCCAAGCGCAUGGUGGAGCACAAGUUCCCCAUGGUUUACCGACAUGAGGCCUUCCUGCAGCUCUCGCACGAGCUGCUCGUCGACGUCCUGAGCAGCGACAACCUCAACGUGGAGAAGGAGGAGACAGUGCGCGAGGCGGCCAUGCUGUGGCUGGAGUACAACAUGGAGGCGCGCUCACAGCACCUGUCCUCCGUGCUGAGCCAGAUCCGCAUCGACGCACUGUCGGAGGUGACGCAGCGCGCCUGGUUCCAGGGUCUGCCGCCCAACGACAAGUCGGUGGUGGUGCAGGGCCUCUACAAGUCCAUGCCCAAGUUCUUCAAGCCGCGGUUAGGCAUGACCAAGGAGGAGAUGCUGAUCUUCAUGGAGGCGCUGUCCGAGACGCAGGUGGAGGGCUACGUCAUGUGCGAGUCGGUGCCCUUGGCGGUCGUGUGUUACAGCCCGCAGGCGGAGAAGGUCUACAAGCUCCGCAACCCGCCGGGCGACCUGCAGAAGGUGGGGACGCUCGUCACGCCCGACAACGACGUGUUCAUCGCCGGCGGACAGAUCUCGCUCAAGAACUCCAUCACCAACCACGGGAAGAGCGGGAAGCUGCAGGCCAUGUUCCGCUCGGUCGACAGCUUCUUCUGGUUCGACGCGCAGCAGAACACGUGGGUGCCCAAGACGCCCAUGCUGUGCGCGCGCAUCAAGCCCUCGCUGGUCUACUGCGACGGCUACAUCUACGCAAUCGGCGGCGACAACGUCGGCGGCGAGCUGAACAAGCGCACGGUGGAGCGCUACGACUGCGAGAAGGACGAGUGGAGCAUGAUGAGCCCUCUGCCCUUUGCCUGGAACUGGAGCACGUCCGUGGUGGCGCACGACUGCAUCUACGUGAUGACGCACGACCUCAUGUACUGCUAUUUCCCCCGCGCCGACACCUGGGUGGAGAUGGCCAUGCGCAAGACCAGCCGCUGCUUCGCCUCCGCCGCCGCCUUCGGCGACCUCAUCUUCUACGUCGGCGGCCUCCACGUGGUCAGCAACUCCGGCAUCCGCCUGCCCACGAGCACCAUCGACGGCUCGUCCGUCACCGUGGAGAUCUACGACGUCAACAAAAACGAGUGGCGCCUGGCCGCCAACAUCCCUGCAAAGCGCUACUCGGACCCAUGCGUGCGGGCGGUGGUGCUGCUCAACUCACUGUGCAUCUUCAUGCGUGAGACGCACAUGAACGAGCGCGCCAAGUACGCCAUCUAUCAGUACGACGUGGAGCUGGACCGCUGGUACCUGCGGCAGCCCGUGUCUGAGCGCGUGCUCUGGGACCUAGGGAAGGACUUCCGCUGUGCGGUGGGGAAGCUGUACCCGUCCUGCCUGGAGGAGUCUCCGUGGAAACCUCCCACGUACCUCUUCUCCCCCGACGGGGCGGAGGAGUUCGAGGUGGACGGCGAGCUGGUGACGCUGCCUCACGUAUAGCUCUUAACCUCCCCUCCAUCGCCUCGCUGACUGAACGCGGGGGGACGAGCGCGGUCGGAGGGGAGUCGACGACGAGUUCCCCCCGAGGAAAAGGGUUUGACGUUUUUUCUGCGUCGCCGCGGGAUUUUUUUCUGUUGGACGAUGGCGGACUUCAUCAGACGCAGCUGCUGCUGUCGAGUGAUGGACGCGCAAAAAAAAGAUGGCCCUUAAAGGGAUAGUGCAGGUUUUUUGUUGUUUGUUUUUUGAAGUGUGGCGUGAACCACUCACUCUGCCACACCAAAGCCCAUAGAGGAAAUCAGUGAUUUUAGCUCAUGGAGACACAGGAGCUGCUGGUCAACUGCUGCCUCGUGUGGUCACUUUGUGUCACUCUGCUGUUUAAAAUCAUUUAUUCGGAUUAAACAAAGUCGCGUCAUAACACAUUUGAACUCCCUGAUGGGGGCAGCAGUGAGUCAACAGCUCCUGUGUUCUGUGACGUUAAAGUCGUCGCUUUUCACUAUGGAGUUUGGUAAAGGUGAAACUUCCUGUUGGGGGGAAAAAGUAAAGAUAUAAAAUAAUAAUAUUGGAAUCAUGGAAAAAUAAAUAUGGGAAUCAUGUAAAUUAAACGUAAGCGGACAAACACACACACACACGACACUUCAACAAAAACCUGUAUUAUGCCUUUAAAAAGAUACUAGUAAUCUGAAAAUGUAUAUUUGUUUCUUUUGUUUCUGUUUUUUUCUUCUGUCAUUUGUGACAUCUGUUAGAUAUUAUUACAUCAUACUGUUUCUACAAUGUGAUAAUCUAAAUGUCGAUUUUUGAUGAUGAUGCACUUAACUGCUAAACCUUCUCUGAAUGACAAUGGCAACUGUACCAAAACCUCCCUCCACCUCCACCCUCUAAAUGUAGGCUUCCCUCUCUCCUCCUCCUCCUCCUCCUCUUCUUCUCACCACUGAUAAAGGGAUAAAAUCCUCACCUUUACCUUUAGAGCAUUAAACACUGCGCCAUUAAAGUUUCACUCUGAAAAGUUCUCACGACUUUGUGGAGGAGAAGAUGGUUACAGCAAAACUUAAUAUUAAGUUUGUUCACGUGCGGUUACCUGGACGCACAAAUAUGAGUUAGUUUGAGCAACAAUCAGUGGAAAAAAAUCGAAAAUGAUAAAUUUCUGUCUUUUGGAGUGACGCGGAUGAUUAUCGUCAUUUAAUGAUUUUGUUCUAUGAAGAGAAAUUAGCUGAAAAAACAUGUUUCAGACCAAUAAAAUCAAUCAGGAAAUGUUUUCCUGGUUCGUUAAUGUCAUAAAUAAACUCAUUGGGUUCUAUAUAUAUAUAUAUAUAUAUAUAUAUAUAUGAAUUCAGAAAUAUUUCGUAACUUAAAAGUGAUGUUAUUUUACGUUUCUGUUCAGAAAAACGUCAAAAGUAUCUCGUUAUUAUUGAUUAACGUGGACAAAAAACCUAAAAUGAUUCAAACGUACAUUUUAGAUCAACAGUAUUUCCAGAUUUUCACGUCGCUUGUUCUGUCGGAUUAAGUAAUUCUUCAAUAAUAGUCAAUAAUGAUCUGUUCUGAUAAUAACUUCUUGUUCUGCAGAUGAUCUGUACGACUGUAAUCCCAUAAAUUUACCACUUAAAUCUCAAACCUACGACUUUAUUCUUGUCAAUUUGCGACUUUUUUCUCGUAAAUUAAGACUUUGAUCUCGAAGUCUGUUAAUUUUUUCUUUUACUCAGUGUUGUAAUACUCCGCCGUAGAUCUGCGUGUCUUGAUAAAUCGUUGUUUUCGCUGCCUUUUUUUACAUCAUUUCUUUCCUGUCUUUCAUUUGAAAAAGAUCCAGUGGUGGCGACAACUAGUGGUCAGAGUGCAGACUGCAGUAAACAGUAGAGGCCAUAGAAGAAGAAGAAGAAGAAGAAAGCCCUCUGCGAUCUGUAAAGGCCACCGUAGUUUCUUGAUUCAGAUAGGUUAGUCCAUUUGUGGUUGCACAAAAUGGCCGCUGCCUUAAAGCAAGACCCCCACCCCACCCAAGGCAUAUUGAAGAUUAUGAGAAAAAAAACAUUAUUUUAAAGCACUUACAGACAUACUUAUUACGUUUACGAAAUGUUCUACAAUAAACCCUCACGUGAGACCUUUAAGCGUUAGAUUAACAAACAUUAUUUGACAUUUAAAUCUGGUAAAUGUUUGCGUUUCUCCACCAAAAAGCUUUUCAGAGCCGUCUUUAAAUCCACGGAGACAAAAAUCAAUUCCUUUUAUUUUCCCGUGGUGCGAGCGGAGGAGCAGCGUCCACAAAAGGGCGGCUGCAGGUCCGGUCGUCACCUCUCCUCCCUCGCAGCUCCACCCUCCUCCUUUGCCCCGACCCCGCCUCCUCAGCCUGUCCGUCACACAGGUCUUCCACACAGCCAGCAUUUACGCCACCUCACUGUUCAUCCAUCGUCAUGUGAUCGUCACUUACUCACACACACACACUCGGUUCAAACGUUGGUUUCAGGCUCAUGUAUUUUUGAUUUGUAUUAUUAUUGUUAUUAUUAUUCCCAAGCUGCUGAAUUAUAUAUAUAAUAAAAUAUAUAUUUUUCAUAUGUUAUAAAAACUGUUCUAGUGUGGGGGAAAAUAACCAGGUCUAUUUUGUAUUAGUGUCAUUUUUUUAUUAUUUAAUAUCAGACAUUACUGUAGUGUGAUUGUGGGUAGAAUUUUCCAUUUUUCCUUUUUUUUUGAAUAUUGAGGAUUCUUGCUGCUGAUUGGUUGUGAGAGAAGAGGGCUGGCCCAGGGGCUGUUGCUACGGGAAUCGUCCCGGCAACCACUAGCAGUAGUAGUAGUUGUAGUAGUGGAGGGGGAGGGGGAAGAGGCUCCUCCCCCCCUCGCUCUGACUUUACAAACAUGAGCACAGGUGCUUCAUGACAGAAACUUAACGAGCAUGUCUGGCUGCAUCAUAUUCCUUUGGCACUGUAUUUUGAAUGAACGUUAAUUUAUUAAAAAAACAACGUACCAAAAACCUUC
This is a messenger RNA of Solea solea (common sole), 5478 nucleotides long. RefSeq names its product kelch repeat and BTB (POZ) domain containing 2 (gene kbtbd2). The transcript is spliced from 4 exons. Bases 625 to 2523 code for a protein of 632 amino acids. NCBI's taxonomy places the organism in Eukaryota, Metazoa, Chordata, Actinopteri, Pleuronectiformes, Soleidae. The record is from RefSeq and is a predicted model, not a curated record. Gene Ontology annotation, molecular function: protein binding.